UGCGGAUUAUAAACAUACUAGCAAUGGCAGAUCUUAUUCGAGCUGGGGGAAUCUGCACUUCAUUGUGUUUUUGGUCCUUGUCAAAAAGGCCCAGGAAGCAGUUAAUCCCGAUAUUUCGUUGUUUAACACAUAUACACCAAUCAUCACACAGCUUACUGCAAAUCAAUUAUUGUAACACCAGAGCAUCACAACUGAACGUGUCUGAGGUUUCCCAGGCAACUUCCCUCUCAAAAUAUGGCAAACAGGUGGUACUAGGAAUUGAGACAAGCUGUGAUGAUACAGGUGCUGCAGUCAUAAAUGACUCAGGAGAAGUGCUUGGGGAGGCAUUACUCAGUCAACAAAGUAUACAUUUGAGACAUGGAGGCAUUAUUCCACCUUUGGCACAAAGAAUGCAUAGGCAAAAUAUUGAAAAAGUUGUCAGUGAAGCUUUGGAUAAGGCCGGAUUAGCAGUGGGAGACUUGGAUGCAAUUGCUACUACUGUUAAGCCAGGUUUGGCCCUGUCCCUGUCUGUAGGCACUAAUUAUGGAAAACAUCUUGCUUUAUAUGCUGGGAAACCUUUCAUUCCCAUACAUCACAUGGAAGCUCAUGCUCUUACUAUUCGUAUGGUCCACAAGGUUGAAUUUCCUUUCUUGGUACUGUUGCUAUCUGGAGGUCAUUGCUUGAUAGUGAUUGCCCACUCUCUUGACCAUUGGUCAAUUAUUGGUCAAACCGUUGAUGAUGCUCCAGGUGAAGCUUUAGAUAAGGGUGCAAGAAGGUUGAAGCUUCGGAAUAUACCUGAAUGUUCCUCAAUGUCUGGUGGACAUGCAAUAGAAUACCUUGCUUCCAGUGGCAACCCACGUGCCUAUGAAUUUCCAACACCAAUGGGAAAGUACAGAGACUGUUCCUUCAGCUUUUCAGGACUCAAGCACUCCUUAGUAAAAGUUAUAUCAAAACUAGAAGAAGAAUAUGAAGUUGAAGGUGGACGCAUCAUUCCUCCUAUUAAAGAUGUGUGUGCAUCAUUCCAGUAUGCUAUAACCAAGCAUCUGGUCAGACAGACUCAAAAAGCUAUGGUGUACAUUGAUGUUCGAAACCUACUUCCUGAGGCAAACAAAAUUCUGGUUGUGUCAGGUGGCGUUGCCUGCAAUCAGUACAUACGUAAUGCAUUGCAAAAAUUAUGUGAAGUAACUGGAUACCAGCUUCUCUGUCCUCCACCAAAACUGUGCACUGAUAAUGGAAUAAUGAUUGCAUGGAAUGGCAUGGAGCGGUGGAAAACCAAAACUGGUAUUCUCUAUAAUAAAGAAGACAUUGAAGGAGUUCAAUUUCAAUCAAGGUGCCAAAUAGGAGAAGAUUUAACAGAUGAUGUUCGAAAUCUAGGAAUUCCUGCACAAAAUUGGGCCUUGGUGACUCCCUGAAGCUAGCUAACUCGCUAAGGUAGCUCCCCACUACUGAGUCACAUCAGCCUUAGAACUCCUGUAUGGCUUACCAGGAACCAAAGCAAACACCUGGCCCCCUUCUCAGAAGCGCAAUGAACAGUGGGAUUGUUUCAAUCACCCUUACCAAGAAAACAUUCAGAAAGUAAACGAAGCAAUACAGACAACUGCAAGAUUCACAGAAGAAAAAAAAAAAAAAGAGCUGAAACAGCCAAAUGACUCUGCAGACAAUUCACUCAAAUGUUAGGUUGAACUCUUCUAGUUACAGUUGGUAACACCACCAGGAGCUCUCAUAUUACACAUCAUAAUAACCUCAGUCCAUAGUUGAAAGAUAGCAGUCUUAUGCACCUGGAAGGGUGAAAGGGAAAAAGGAGCAACAGACCAUACCAGAAAAAGGUAUUUAAUUACAUUAAAUGCUGGUUUCCUGGAGGAGCUGAAUGGUGACUCUCUGAAGCUAGCUAAUAACAGAGUAGAAGGAAAACAUGGGACUUACCUGGGAGGAGAAGAGUGAAAAUGACACUCACAAAUAUGAAAUGCUAGGACAGGAAACCUAACCCAGGGCAACCCAGGCCUAACAUGGUCCAGGGACAUUGACUAGGUAAUGAGCUGACAGGACUCUGUUGCACCGCUAAAACCCCCAACCCUAGGUAUCAGUCCAUGACAUGUUAGAAAAAAUGGUGGACAAAGCUGCAAACUUUUGAACAUCAUGUGCCCAAGAGUAGACUGCAUGCUGACUAGGCUUUAUGACACUGCACAACUAGGAAUAAACAAGUCUUGGAACAGGGAACCAAGGAAACUAGAUCAACAAACACAUAGAUCAGUGGAAAAAGUUGAACCAGCAUAGUACGUCACCAUGCUGAUCCACACAUAGAGGCAGAGCUGUGGAAAAAUAUACAGGCAGGCAGAAGAAACAGAAAUUAAAGGUGAGCUGGCCAUCAAGGAGAUAGAAGGAUCAACUUGCCUGAGUCUCAAACUGUCUCAAACCUGGACAAUACCUGGAGCAACAGCAGAACCUGGAAGAAGAGAUAGAGGAACCCCCACCACUGUCAGUCCAGCUAGAAGGCACACACCAUGAGAGCCUCAUGAUCGGAGAGCAGAGUCACAUAAAUGGGAAGCAGCUGGUUCACCACCAACACAGAAGUCCACCUUGGGACAACAGAACAUCUUGUUAGAGCCAGUGGAAGGACAUCUCAUCAACAGUCCAUUCUGUGAAAAUAGGACAGAAGCAAGAUGGAACAUUAAUGAGAAUGUUAGGCAAAACCUCACAUGUGAGCCUGUUAUGACCCCCACAUUCAUCAAGUAUGUCUGGUAUAUGAUGUGAUCAUACCUUAGUAUAAAUAGGGCAGGGUAGCCAUGCCUAAUGUGUAUUAAAUAUAUGAUUAUAUGUAUAUUUUCUUAAAUUCUAUGCAUCACUGUAUAUAACCUUUUCUGUGGGGAGCCCCUAAGGCUCCCUGGAGCUUAUAGGGAUAAUGUAUGUUAUAUUAGACUGAGACAUUAGCUAUGGCGUUCAGACCUACCAGGGACCAUGA
Messenger RNA from Procambarus clarkii (red swamp crayfish), 2938 nucleotides. The record is from RefSeq and is a predicted model, not a curated record. Lineage: Eukaryota; Metazoa; Arthropoda; Malacostraca; Decapoda; Cambaridae.